UAUAUAAUCCGCACGUCUCUCCCCCGCCAUGUGUAGCCUACAGAUCAGUGCACAUCUCUACAGUAGUCAUGGUGUCCUGCAUCACAGACUGCAUCGAAAAGCCCAUCCGGCUUUGUUUUGAAAGUGUCGGUAAGUUCGUAGGGCUUCACCCGUGGUGGUUUGUCACUUUACCGCUGGCGUUGUCCGCAGGUCUCGGGGGAGGAUUUUAUUUUUUGAAUGACCUGAAAUCCAACGACAUAGUGGAGCAGUUUACACCGAAAAACGGCCGCGCCAAAGUGGAGAGGCGAUUCUUUCAAGAAACAUUCCCACAGAUUGACUCGCAAUUUUCAAUCAUAAGACUGAACACUGAUGGGGUUUUUGCAUCUUUGAUAUUCACCUGUCAAACAAACAUACUCAGUGUUGCCGCACUAGAGGAGAUCAUCCGCAUAGAUGGAGAAGUUAGAAGAAUCACCGCAGUUCGUGACGCACGGCAGUUUGUGUUUUCGGAUAUUUGCGCAUCUUUGAACGGAAGGUGCAACUCUAACGUAAUGCUUGAUGUUCUUGAUUACAAUGCCAGCAACAUUGAUAUUGGCAACAUAACGUAUCCUGAGUACUGUCCUUCCAAAUUCAACUGUAUCCACUUGGGAAAUAUCAUUAGUGAGGUGGAGGUGGAUCACAAUGGAGUUGUUCGAAGUGCCAAAGCAAUGAAACUUAUCUAUUAUCUCCAAGAGAGCAAUAAUACACUGGAAGAUGCCUGGCUUCAGGGAUUUGUAGCCUUGCUCUCUAAUGUGACAACCUCUAAAACUGAAGUGUCUUAUUUCACAUCCAUAUCAAGACAACAGGAGUUUGAGAAGAGUACCCAAUCUGUCACUGAACUUUUUGCUAUUGCUUAUUUUCUUGCCAUCUCAUUUUCAAUAAUAUCUUGCCUAAGGUUUGACAACGUGAGGAACAAAGCAUGGGUGGCUUCUCUUGGAGUUUUCUCCACUGCACAAGCAGUGCUGUCCGGCUUUGGGUUGCUGUUACUCAUAAAGGUGCCAUUUGUUAUUACUGUGGCAUCUUCUCCGUUCCUUAUUCUUGGAAUCGGUAUUGAUGACAUGUUUAUCAUGAUCUCUAGCUGGCAACGGACCAACAUCCAAGACACAGUGCCAAAACGCAUGGCUGAUACCUACAGGGAGGCAGCCGUUUCCAUUACUAUCACCACCCUGACUGAUGUGCUAGCCUUUUACCUCAGCUACGGUAACCCUUUCGGCUCGGUUCAGUCUUUCUGUCUUUAUGCAGGCACAGCUGUCUUGUUCUGCUACUUCUAUAACAUCACUUUCUUUGGAGCUUGUUUGGCUCUGAAUGGAAGAAGAGAGGGGGCAAACAGACACUGGUUAACUUGCAUGAAGGUCCCAGAAGAAGUCCCACCAGGACGGUCUAAAGUCUAUACUCUCUGUUGCGUUGGAGGAUCUUACGACCGUAACACCGGUACUGAGGAAGAGCACCCAAUGACACUGUUCUUCAGGAAGUAUUAUGGACCAUUUUUGACAACAGUUUGGAGUCAAGCUUUAGUCAUUUUGAUUUACUUAACGUACAUUGCUGUUAGUGUUUAUGGUUGCCUGCAACUUAAGCAAGGCAUUGAUCUCAGGAACCUAGCACUUGAUAAAUCAUACAUCAUCCAGUACUAUGAAGCUGAAAAGACAUACUUUGAUUAUUAUGGUCCGAAUGUAAUGUUAGCGAUCAACGGCACAUUUCCGUAUUGGGAGGAGAGCAAACGCCAUCAACUGGAGUCGUGUUUUGAACAGUUUCAGGAAUUGGAUUUUGUCAAGAACUUGUCGACAUCUUGGCUUCAUUCUUUCGAAAAGUAUGCAGAGGAACACAGUAUAAACAUCAGCUCAGAAGGUCAGUUUAAAAUACAUCUUUAUGAGUUCCUGGACCGCCAACCAAUGCUCAAACAGGAUGUCAACAUAACCAAUAACGACAUAGCUGCUUCACGUCUGUUUCUUCAGACAGUUGUUCAGAAUUCAAACGAGAAGAGCAUACUGAACUCACUACGGAGGACAGCAGAAAGCUGCCCAUGUCCACUGUUGGUCUACCAUCCAGCGUUUAUAUACCAUGAUCAGUAUACAGUAAUAGGGCAUGUCACUCUUCAGACCAUCUCUGUGGCAACCCUAGUAAUGCUGCUCAUCUCCCUUGUGCUGAUUCCAAAUCCUCUUUGUGCCUUGUGGGUUGCUUUUGCCAUCGCUUCAGUCAUUUUGGGAGUCACCGGUUUUAUGGCACUGCUAGACGUAAGUCUUGAUUCAAUCUCCAUGAUAAACCUGGUCAUUAGCAUCGGUUUUUCUGUGGACUUCUCUGCUCAUAUCUCCUACACGUUUGUGUCCAGUACCAAGCCCGAUGUGAAUGAAAGAGUUGUGGAGGCAAUGACACACCUGGGCUACCCCAUACUUCAGGGGGCUCUGUCUACAAUUGUGGGUGUGGUUGUGCUUUCAGCUUCCAGUAGCUACAUAUUCAGAACCUUUUUCACCAUUGUGUUCCUAGUCAUUACUUUUGGGCUGCUUCAUGGCAUUGCUUUUAUUCCAGUAUUUCUAACUUUCUUUGGAUUUUGCCACAAAUGAUGGCAGCAUUGAAUUCGAAUAUCAAACUUCUGCUUUUUCUUCAUCAUAUCCCAUCUCUUCUUUAAUAUACUUGUAAAAUU
This is a messenger RNA of Carassius gibelio (silver crucian carp), 2653 nucleotides long. It is a transcript of the gene ptchd3b, whose product is annotated as patched domain-containing protein 3. The transcript is spliced from 4 exons. Gene Ontology annotation, cellular component: membrane. The record is from RefSeq and is a predicted model, not a curated record. NCBI's taxonomy places the organism in Eukaryota, Metazoa, Chordata, Actinopteri, Cypriniformes, Cyprinidae. The coding region runs from base 69 to 2573 and encodes 834 amino acids.